AUCCAGCAAAGAGACCUACCAAAGCAAAUAUCUUAAAUGCAAUGAAAUGGCUUGUACAUGAUGCUCAGCCGAAUGAUUCCGGACAUGGAGGUCAAGAACCAGAUCAAGAUGGCGACGAAGUGGAUGGAUACGAUGAAACCAUUAUGCCAGUUGACUUUCAAGAAAGAGGACAAAUACUUGAUGAU
Molecule: messenger RNA, 185 nt
Organism: Racocetra fulgida
Lineage: Eukaryota; Fungi; Glomeromycota; Glomeromycetes; Diversisporales; Gigasporaceae
Source: the annotation of a GenBank genome assembly